UCCUUUAGACACCUUCAUGGUGCGUAGCUCUGAAAGAUGUCGCGUCUCGCUAGUGCCUUUUUCCUCUGUUCCAUCGUUAGUGCCUACUCAGUGCCUCUACCAAAUGCAACUGUGUUCACCUCAACUUACGCUAAAGUGGCUAAAUGGGGUACGGACACCCUGAAAUCUUCAGUCGGCGAGGGAAGAAGUGCUGGACAAACUUUUUUCACCCAAAGAUCGGACGCUAGUGUAAGAAGUGGACAAAAUAUAAAACCCAAAGAGGUAGUUUACCAUUACAGUAUGGCUUCGGAUUCUCGCGUUGGCGAAGACAAGAACGAGCAGCUUCCAGCUAGGGGUGAAGUGGUCAUCCAGGAUAGGUUUCAUCCACCCCCGUUUUUCAAUUACUUUGUUAAAAAUGGUCACGAACAUGAUCAUCAUCAGCAUUCUGAAUCUAAACCUUCGGUGGUUUACGCAUCCCCUGCCGAUCUACAAUCCGAUAAACCACCGAGCGUUGACGCUCAACCCUCCGUGGACAGCUAUAGUUCCCCACUUUCUUCAUACGGUCCUGUAGCUUCUGGUAUACCAAAGGACACAAAAACGCCUAUGAUGGAUUCUUUUGAUAACCCUAUAAACUCUUAUAAUCCACCACCCAGCGGACCUCCAGAUUCUAAACCAAAAUCGCCAGACUCCUUCCCGCCUAAUACUCCUUCAUUCUUAGAUUAUAAUCCUUCUAAGGGUAAACCGAAAUUUCCAGGAUAUGUAUAUGAUCCACCAAUUCCCGAUUCGCCUAUGCCAAGCGCUCCUUCCAUGCAGAAACCAGCAAAUAACAAACCAAAAUCUCCAAAUACUUUCCCGCCUAACACCCCCGCCUUCUUAGAUUAUGAUCCCUCUAAGGGAAAACCUAAAUUUCCAGGAUAUGUAUACGAUCCACCGAUUUCCGAUUCACCUAUGCCAAGCGCUCCUUCCAUGUCUAAACUGAAACCCCCAAGCAUGGCUAAAUUCCCAGGACCUUUAGCGCCUCCACCAGAUGAUGAUGAUUCUAAAAGUCACGAUUACAUGCCUCAACCCUCAGGUCCUGAUAUGGACCAAGGUCCUCCUAUCACACAAACAGUUUCACCACCCUCGGGUAGUGGUUACUACAAUUUUGAUCACGACCAUCACCACCAUCACCAUCAUCCUCAUAGCGAUGACGCUAAACCCGAUGAUAGCGACCUAUCACCGCCUCCAAGCGGACCACCAGCAUCAUUUCCAAAACACAUCCCCGAAUAUUUAGAUCACGACCCAUCAAAUGAUUACCAUUAUCAUCACGUUCCCUACAACUUCGAUCACCACCACCAUGUGUAUCACGAGGUGAAGACGACCACGACGGAGGCACCGGUUGAGGAUGAGAGAGUCAACAAAGGCCAUUACAGUUACUAUUAUUUGGGAAGGAAGCUGUGGUACAUCCCAUUGUAUUUCAGCGUAUACUUCAUUAUAUACAUCACGAUUCUCAUAUUGAAAUCCAUCGCCAGGCAUAAGGUCAACUUCGUGCACGAAUACGACAAGGGCAAAAGUCGCAGCUUCGAUACGACCAUUGAUGAUACGGAGAGGAACGUUACAACGGCUAUAAAUAAUUUUCAAAGAAGAUACCUUGCUAUGUAA
Molecule: messenger RNA, 1620 nt
Organism: Nicrophorus vespilloides
Lineage: Eukaryota; Metazoa; Arthropoda; Insecta; Coleoptera; Silphidae
Product: proline-rich extensin-like protein EPR1
Exons: 2
Coding region: 37-1620 (527 amino acids)
Source: RefSeq, a predicted model, not a curated record